Messenger RNA from Meloidogyne enterolobii, 1095 nucleotides. NCBI's taxonomy places the organism in Eukaryota, Metazoa, Nematoda, Chromadorea, Rhabditida, Meloidogynidae. The record is from the annotation of a GenBank genome assembly.
UUUUAGAUGAAGUUUAAUUUAUUUAAAAAUUUUAUUUAUUUGUCUCCUGCAAAAAUUCAACAGCGAGGUCUUCGUCAAUUUAUUUCUGCAGAAAAUAUUCCAAAAGCAUUUGAACCUCCAGCUUUUUAUAAACCCAAAAUUGAAUCACUUGAUACUAAAGAAGAUGAACCAAAUACUGAAUUAUUGCUUUCUGCUAGAGUUAGGCCUCAACUUUUAAGGCCAUACAUUGAUCCUGUUCCAAUAUUGCAACAUGAUAAUCCGCACAAUUUUAUGGAUAUUGUUACAAUUGAAAAACUUAUGAAUGCAAGAGUUCAUUUUGGUCAUAAGAUUGGGACUUUAAAUGAUAAUAUGAAAUGGGCAUUAUUUGGAGGUUUUUCUUUUUUUAAUUUAAAAAAAAGUUUUUUUAAAGAACGCCUCGGUGUUUGUAUUUUUGAUUUGGAAAUUACUCAAAGAUAUAUGGUUAGGGCUUUAAAUUUUAUUUCUGCAUUGUCUUAUUGUGAUGGAAAAAUUUUAUUUUUGACGACGAACAAAGCAUCAAUGUUAUUAGUAGAAGAAACAGCAGCAGAAUUAGGACAUUUCUCCCAUACUCGCCUUUGGCGGCAAGAUAUUUUUACAAACAGAAAGGAUCAUGUUGGUGGUCCAGUUAGAUUUCCAGAUGCAAUGAUUUUUUUGAAUACACAUACUUCUGCAAUGGAAAGACAUCCAGCAAUAAUUGAGGCAGCAAAAUUGUGUAUUCCAACUGUUGCUGUUGUUGAUUCUAAUUGUGACCCAAGUUACAUAAGUUAUCCAAUUCCUGGAAAUGAUGAUUCAAUAAGUUCAAUUGAAUUUUAUAUGAAAAUGUUUUCUGAAGCAAUAAAAAUUGGAAGAAAAAUUAAAGAAGAAGCAACAACUAAUGUUGAAUUAUUAAAAGAAAAUAAAUUAUUGAAAACUUCUCCUCAAAGAAUUUUACAACAAAAUAGACCAAAAAUGUUCAAACCAAUUUUUGAACAACAAAAUUUCCGUUCAAAUCAAAUUACAAAUAAAUUUAAAAGUAAAAGAAAGGCUGGAACCGGUGCUAAUAUGAUUCCAAUUGGAGAAAGACGAGGAGAAAAAUAG